Molecule: messenger RNA, 1074 nt
Organism: Saccostrea cuccullata (small rock oyster)
Lineage: Eukaryota; Metazoa; Mollusca; Bivalvia; Ostreida; Ostreidae
Exons: 1
Coding region: 1-1074 (357 amino acids)
Source: RefSeq, a predicted model, not a curated record
AUGAUGGUGUAUGUGCACAGAUACGAGCAGCUGGCAAACAAACCUGUAAAAUUUUUACUGUUCAUAAAGAAGACCCUCAUCCCCAAGAAAAUAGACCCUCCUGAUAAAAUAAUAUUAAGCUUUUAUGAAGAAAUAGAAACAGGCUACAUUUUUGAGUUAUUAGCUGAUAUCAAAAUCACAGAGACAGGAAAGAGACAAGUAAGAAAUGAACAAAUGUUAAAGCAAUUGCCACAUGGUAAAUUAAAGAAGUAUGUUUCUGUAGCUGACUUAAUUCGUGGUGUACACAUUUCUUUUAUGACACCAGAUAGGAUUUGGGUCAAUGAUGGACGCAGUCUUAUUUUAACAAAUUCGAAAGGUAACAAUCUACAUCAUAUUUUCGAUGUAAGUGAACUUUACGGUGUACAUACAGUAAACAGUGAAGGAGAGCUGAUUUAUGUAGACAAAGACUGGAACAUUAACAAACUAAGUGCAGACAAUACUACAAAGUCGACACUGAUAAAGAGAACAGAAGGAUGGGAACCAUGGUGUAUCUGUCACUCAGCCUCUACUGAAGAUUUGGUGGUCAUGAUGAGAUAUGAUACAAGAAACCCCACCAUAGUAUUAUCAGAUGUGAAAGUCAUUCGGUACAAUAGUGCAGUACAACCAAUCCAAACCAUCCAAUACCACAAGACAGGCGAACCAUUAUAUGAUGAACCUGCCUACAUCACGGAGAACCGGAAUGGAGAUAUUGUCGUGUCUGAUAGAGUGAAGGGUGUGGUGGUCACAGACCGUGAAGGGAAAUAUCGUUUCACUUACAUAAGACCAGAAGGAUGGUCAUUUGCAAAAUUUAUGCCUUGUGGAAUCUGUGUGGAUGCAUUUUUCAAUAUCCUGAUCUCUUGUGUUUUGGACUGUACAAUACACAGGAUUAAGAAGGACGGUCAUCUCCUGUCAAUUACAGCAACGGCAAAAGAUGGAGUUUUUGACCCAUUGGGUCUGGGGUAUGACGAAAAAAAUUAUCUCGUUUUGUUGGGAUCAGACAACAAAAACAUACUGAGUGUAUACAGAUCUACAGAACGACAAGAUUAUCUCGCAUAA